GGAAAAGCUGAACGCAGAAACGGGCAUACUCAUAUUUCUUCUCCCAAUUUCCCAAAAUUGUCAAAUCUGAACCCUAGUUGAAAUAUGUCUUUUGUCACCAGAGAUGGGACAUGUCAUUGUGGUCGGAGGACGGUGAUUCGGACAACGUGGAAGGACGCCAACCCUGGGCGGCGAUUCCAGUCAUGCUUGAAUUACGAGGCUGUGAUUUCUUUGACUGGUACGAUCCUCCAAUGUGCCGUAGGUCUAAAAUUAUAAUUCCUGGCCUCUUGAGGAAGAUGAAUGAAAGAGAAGUUGAGAUUAAGAAGCUGAAAUUAAAAAAUGAACAUUUGGUGAAGUUGGAUAAAAAGUUGAAGAAGAUAGUCUGCAUUUUGGUUCUUUUACUGGUGUUUACCAUAUUGUCCAAGUUCAAAGUUGGUAAGGAGAACCCAAGUGGAAUGAACCAAGUGAAGAUGCUUUAG
This is a messenger RNA of Striga asiatica, 458 nucleotides long. Lineage: Eukaryota; Viridiplantae; Streptophyta; Magnoliopsida; Lamiales; Orobanchaceae. The record is from the annotation of a GenBank genome assembly.